UCUGCUCUGGUCCGCUUAACGGGUCAAGGAAUGGGGUCAUUUUCGCGGGGUGAAGGGUUCCUCCCGGAAAGGGGAAUGGUGCCUGUUGUCCCGGGUCCCGCACCUCUCCCAGAUUCCCACACGUACACUGCUCAGCAAGUGGGUGGCCCCGGCGCUGCCUGAUCCGUUACCGGACCGGUAGAGGGAAGGGGUCCUGAUUGUACCUGCGUCGCGGAACAGGGCCGGCAGUCACGUGACUGGCAGCGGCCGGCGCCUCGGAGCGAGGAGGAGGCUGCAGGGGGAGGGGAAGCCCGGACUCCCCUUGGCCAGGCCGGCCGGCCCCGCCGCCAUGGGCAUUAAAUUUUUAGAAGUUAUUAAGCCUUUCUGUGCAGUUUUACCUGAAAUCCAGAAGCCUGAAAGAAAGGAUGCAGUAUUCCAGUAGGGGUCACACCAGUGUCAAAUAAGAGAUCCAGUUCAGAGAGAAAGUACUAUGGACAGCUAUCACACUAUUCAUUUUCUUAGUGUGCUGUCAGAUCCCUUUGUUCGGAAUCAUGUCAUCAGACUCUGCAGAUCCUUUCUAUUGGAUGAGAGUCAUUCUUGCAUCAAACAGAGGGACUUUGAUGGAGUUGGGUAUCUCGCCCAUUGUGACAUCUGGUUUGAUCAUGCAGCUGUUAGCUGGUGCCAAGAUCAUUGAAGUUGGUGAUACACCAAAAGACAGAGCUCUUUUCAAUGGAGCCCAGAAAUUGUUCGGGAUGAUUAUAACCAUUGGGCAGGCCAUUGUGUACGUCAUGACUGGGAUGUAUGGAGAUCCUGCUGAAAUGGGUGCUGGAAUUUGUCUCCUUAUCAUAAUUCAGUUGUUUGUUGCUGGUUUGAUUGUGCUGCUGUUAGAUGAGCUGCUGCAGAAGGGUUACGGCUUGGGGUCUGGUAUUUCCCUCUUUAUUGCUACCAACAUCUGUGAAACCAUUGUCUGGAAGGCCUUUAGUCCCACUACCAUUAACACUGGCAGAGGAACGGAGUUUGAGGGUGCGGUGAUUGCAUUAUUCCAUCUUCUGGCUACACGAACUGACAAAGUCCGUGCUUUGCGUGAGGCUUUCUACCGACAGAACUUGCCCAAUCUCAUGAAUCUGAUUGCUACAGUAUUUGUGUUUGCUGUGGUCAUAUAUUUUCAGGGAUUUCGUGUUGAUUUACCUAUCAAGUCUGCUCGAUACCGUGGACAGUACAGUAGUUAUCCCAUCAAGCUCUUCUAUACCUCCAACAUUCCCAUCAUUCUUCAGUCUGCCUUAGUUUCAAACCUCUAUGUCAUUUCCCAGAUGUUGUCUGUUCGAUUUAGUGGCAACUUCUUAGUAAACUUACUAGGACAGUGGGCAGAUGUCAGUGGUGGUGGCCCUGCUCGCUCUUACCCAGUUGGUGGUCUCUGCUAUUACCUAUCUCCCCCAGAAUCCAUGGGUGCUAUAUUUGAGGAUCCUGUCCACGUAAUUGUUUACAUCAUUUUUAUGUUGGGAUCCUGUGCAUUCUUCUCCAAGACAUGGAUUGAGGUGUCUGGUUCAUCAGCAAAAGAUGUUGCUAAGCAACUGAAAGAACAGCAAAUGGUGAUGAGAGGCCACAGGGAUACAUCGAUGGUUCAUGAGCUUAAUAGGUACAUCCCUACAGCAGCUGCAUUUGGUGGCUUGUGCAUUGGUGCCCUCUCAGUAUUAGCAGACUUUCUUGGAGCCAUUGGAUCAGGCACUGGCAUCCUGCUUGCGGUCACCAUUAUUUAUCAGUAUUUUGAAAUAUUUGUAAAAGAACAGGCUGAAGUUGGAGGAGUGGGUGCUUUAUUUUUCUAAAUGUCCAAAUAUUUCACGAUUUGCUUGAAAGGGAAAGUAUCUUGACAACAUGCCUCAGUCAGUCCAAUAAUGCUGUCUUCUUUUUCUUUGUUUUCAAGUGCUAAGUCCCAUUAUCAUAAUGGGCAUUGAGCAAUGCCUGUGUGCAGCAUCAGUACCAGCUGCCUUAAGAAUAAAGUUUACAUUAUCUUGUUUAAGUAGAUCUAGUGUUGCCUGUAAUGCUGGAAAUCAAUGCAUCUACUUUGCUGUUCAGACACUACAGUGAGAUGGUAAAAUGUAAGAGAUUGAUUAUUAGUAAACAUUUUGCACACAGCGUUAAGAUCUUAAAUUGAUUUUCCCAUUUUUAGUCAGAAACAAAUACCAGAGUGCAGAUUGCCACAUGCCAAUAUUCUUGAGCUUAUUAAAUAAGUUCUUGACCGAAUUUGUAUGUAAUCUAUAUUUUGCAUAAAUUACUUUUUAUACUUUUUUAACGUGCAUUUCCCCAUCAUUGUGCUUCAGCAUUACCUAUUCAUUUGUGUUGUCUCCACUUGGGCACCCAACUCCUAGCCAUGAGGGUGGACGAACAUUUUACCUGAGAUUGCUACUCAUCUCACCUGUGAAUUGGUUCUGCUGUAUGUGCAAGGCCCAGAGAGCACUUCCAUUCUCAGCCCUGGGCUUCCCGCAUGUAGGUGCAGUCAUGCCACCAGGUUGGCCUAUACCUUUUGUAUUUAACAAGUACUUGUGAAAACUGUGCCACUGAAACUUCAUGUCCACUUUGCUUUUGUGAUUCUGAAGGACAGAGGCCUGCUUCCUAAAGCAGUGUUUGGAAUCGGGAGAUGGGGGAAAUGAGCAAUUCCUGUUGAAAAAUUAUUUAUGUUGUCGUAGUUUACAACGGCAAUGUAACAAGUAUAAACAUUAGACAAUAAACUUAUUUAAUUAAAUUCUG
Molecule: messenger RNA, 2724 nt
Organism: Trachemys scripta elegans
Lineage: Eukaryota; Metazoa; Chordata; Testudines; Emydidae
Gene: SEC61A2
Product: SEC61 translocon subunit alpha 2
Exons: 13
Coding region: 531-1802 (423 amino acids)
Biological process (GO): SRP-dependent cotranslational protein targeting to membrane, translocation; post-translational protein targeting to membrane, translocation
Cellular component (GO): membrane; Sec61 translocon complex
Molecular function (GO): signal sequence receptor activity; transmembrane protein transporter activity; ribosome binding
Source: RefSeq, a predicted model, not a curated record